AUGGCUAAGGUUGCAUUUUCUACACUCUCUUUUGCAUAGUCAACUAUCACAUUCUGAACACCUUCAGAGUGUACACAGCCAUCCCAUCUCAAAAUAAAGCACCCUCGUAUUCCUAUCCACAAGAAGAACAACAAUUCUCUUCAACCCCUCUGGAUACCCCAACCAUAACCGCACAUCCACCCUUAGACAAUGACCCGCCUGCACAUCGCCAACCUCCACAACCAAAGGCUGAUUCUUACAAACGCCUCCCCGAGACCAAAAAUAAUCAUCAGGCUCCGUCUCAAGCCCCCAGGAAACGGCAGAUACUGAGUCGUCGCACGACAAAGACGGAUUGAAAGUACUCGAAGCCCUACACGAUCGACGAGGUAGAGAUAUGCCACUGUCAGAAGAAGUGACCAUGACAGCGGCAGAAAACACGGCACAUGGACAUGAUAUCAUGAGACUGCUAUUUGAACAGAAAGGCGAGCUUCCAAUAUCAGAAAACGCCGUCAGGGCAGCGGCAAAGAACUCGCAUUGUGGGUAUGGGGUUUUGACAUUUCUACUUGAUCAAACCAAGAGCUCCCAGUAUCAGACUAGGUGAUCAUCGAAGCAGCUCCUAUCAAACACGUAGGAGACAACAUGCUGCAUGAAUAUUUUUGGACAUGCAAAUCAUCUUGAUCUGACCAUUCCUAUUCUGGUAUAGACUGUGGC
Aspergillus wentii DTO 134E9 is the source of this 690-nucleotide messenger RNA. RefSeq lists its product as uncharacterized. The record is from RefSeq and is a predicted model, not a curated record. The annotation marks the transcript as partial. The transcript has a single exon. Lineage: Eukaryota; Fungi; Ascomycota; Eurotiomycetes; Eurotiales; Aspergillaceae.